Messenger RNA from Colletotrichum siamense, 1296 nucleotides. RefSeq names its product FAD-dependent monooxygenase OpS4. NCBI's taxonomy places the organism in Eukaryota, Fungi, Ascomycota, Sordariomycetes, Glomerellales, Glomerellaceae. The transcript has 2 exons. Gene Ontology annotation, biological process: secondary metabolite biosynthetic process. The coding region runs from base 1 to 1296 and encodes 431 amino acids. Gene Ontology annotation, molecular function: monooxygenase activity; FAD binding. The record is from RefSeq and is a predicted model, not a curated record.
AUGCCCUCGCAAGUUUCGAUAACAAUCAUUAUCGUUGGAGCCGGGCCAGCCGGGAAUACGGCGGCGGCCGCUUUGGCUUCUGACGGGCAUCAAGUAACUGUCCUCGAACGCAACUCGCAACUCCAAACUCGUGGAGGGAACCUCAUCGUCCAGCCCUCCGCCGUGAAAUGCCUCAACCUGAUCGGUGUUUCAGAAUCUCUGGACAAGGUAGCUGUGGAAACAGCCAGUGAAUUUCUAUGGAGAUGGAAAGACGAUGCGCCAUUCACGGAAACAAAGGCAAUUCCCGAUGGGACGACCCGAAAGCCUACCGACAGGCCAUCACUGCAGCGAAUCACAUAUGAAGCUGCCAUCAACGCUGGAGCCAAAUAUCUGUUUAAGAAACCUGUCUUCAAAAUCAUCGAGGAGCAGAACGACAAAAUUCUAGUGGUGGCGGAGGAUGGCACCGAGUACUUGGCUGACAUGGUGAUUGGCGCCGACGGUAUUAAGUCACGCGUCCGGGAGCUCAUGUUUCCUGGACAUAACAUGAGUCCUAUCAUGACACCCGAGUGCAUCUUCCAGACAGAGGUUGAUAUCGGCAGGGUACAGAAAGACCCAGUGGCCGCUCCGCUGGGCGUUCGCUCGCACCAUCUCAUGUUCGGCCCCGGACUUUACUGCGUCGGUCGGCCGACAGCUCAUGGCACCGUUCGCAUCCUUCUAUGCAAUCUGAAUUAUGGACUCCCAUCCGAAGAUGCGGAUUUAGGUGGAACUUGGAAUUCGGACGGCAACCCUGAAGAGAUCCGUGAAAUGUUCCAAGGGUUCGGUGCGCCGCUGCGUGCCUACAUCGAGUGUGUGAUACGUGGGGGCUACCCCAUCGACAAGUGGCACAUUGCCACAGCACCAAAGAUGGAAACCUGGCUGGGACUCGGGGGACGCUGCAUUCUUCUGGGGGAUGCUGCGCAUGCCAUGUUGCCGCAUACUGCUCAGGGAGUGAGCCAAGGCAUAGAGGAUGGCUUGGCCCUGAGUACAGCCCUCCGCUGGCUCGACAAACGGGAAAACCUGUCCGCCGUUUUGGGGAAAUGGGAGGCCCUCAGAAAGCCACGCGCUGAGAAGAUGUUUGAUGUCGGCCACCAGAAUAUCGCCAUGUUCACGCUUCCAGAUGGCCCGGAGCAAGAAGCUAGAGAUCAGAAACUCUUAGCGACGGGUUUCACUGGAAAGCCAACGGACUGGGAAAGCAUUCAAAUGGACGAGAAUGCUCCAAGAAUGACACCCCAAUACACGAAAUGGGCCAUGUGCUACGACGUGGUUGCAGAGUGCUAG